Molecule: messenger RNA, 957 nt
Organism: Colletotrichum acutatum
Lineage: Eukaryota; Fungi; Ascomycota; Sordariomycetes; Glomerellales; Glomerellaceae
Product: dihydrodipicolinate synthetase
Exons: 1
Coding region: 1-957 (318 amino acids)
Molecular function (GO): 4-hydroxy-tetrahydrodipicolinate synthase activity
Source: RefSeq, a predicted model, not a curated record
AUGUCUUCCAGCAAGGUUCCCCCACAAGGCAUCUGGGCCCCGGCCGUGACCCUCUUCAACCCCGAGACAGACGAGCUCGACCUCGAAGCCCAAGCAAAGUACUACUCCUACCUGUCCAAGACGGGCCUCGCAGGCCUCGUCAUCCUCGGCACAAACGCCGAGCAAUUCCUCCUCACCCGCGAAGAGCGCAAGGCCCUCAUCGCCACCGCCCGCAAGGCCACCGGCCCCGAUUUCCCCAUCAUGGCCGGCUGCGGCAUGCACUCCACAAAGCAGGUCCUCGAGCUCCUCUCCGACGCAAAAGAAGCCGGCGCCGACUCGGCCCUCGUCCUGCCCCCGGCCUACUUCGGAAAGCAGACCACCCCGCAGGUCAUUGACCGGUUCUUCAACACCGUCGCCGAGAAGACCCCGCUGCCUAUUGUCAUUUACAACUUCCCCCUCGUCUGCAACGGCAUUGACCUCGACAGUGGCACCAUCGCCAAGCUCGCAAAGAAGCACGACUCCAUCGUCGGCGUCAAACUCACCUGCGGCGCCGUCGCCAAGAUCGUCCGCCUCGCCGCCGAGCUCCCCGCCGAGAAGUUCGCCACCUACGGAGGCCAGUCCGAUUUCCUCCUCGGCGGCCUCACUUCCGGCAGCGCGGGCUGCAUCGCGGCUUUCGCCAACGUCUUCCCCCGCGUCACAGUGCAGAUUUACAAGCUGCACAACGAGGGCAAGCUCAAGGAGGCGGUCGAGCUGCACCAAAAGGCCGCCCUUGCGGAGCAGGCGACCAAGGCGGGCAUCGCGACCAUCAAGUACGCUGCCUCCGUGUACACGGCGCCGCGGGCUGGAUUGAAGGGCCAGGAGAAGCUCUUCGCGCCGCGGAGCCCGUAUGUUGAGGCCAGCGAGGACCAGAAGAAGACUGUGCACGCUUUGAUGGAUGAGCUGAAUAAGCUUGAGGAAGAGCUUGCUGGUUCCAGCUGA